GAGAAACUGUGGAUCCCUGUGUGUUGUUGUGAUGAGGUUAAAACGUUUAAGCAUAAAAAGGAAGAUAAUGAUGAACGGCAAAUCAAAAUACGACACGAAAUGCGUGGUGUCAUGACAAAACCUAGGGAAAUCUUUUUCCUUUGA
This is a messenger RNA of Acaulospora morrowiae, 144 nucleotides long. Lineage: Eukaryota; Fungi; Glomeromycota; Glomeromycetes; Diversisporales; Acaulosporaceae. The record is from the annotation of a GenBank genome assembly.